AUGGAUUCACAGCCGAACGGCGAGCAAGGAGAGAUUCCCCGCCAGGAUGAUUCAAGCGAAGAGGUUGAGAUGCAAGUCGAUCAGGUGCUGGAGGACGCGUUUGUGAGCACGUCGCAGGAGGCGGCACAGCAUUUACAAGAAGGUUGGGAGGGUGUGACGGUGGAGGUCCCUCUUGAUGACGUGGCCAUGCCAGACUGGCACGAUGACGCCAUAGAUCUGACGUGGCAGAACAGCCAGUCUCGCCGCAAGGAGCCCUAUCCCAGGACUUCUCACAACUAUUUUCCCAAGACAUUAAGCCAGAUAUCCAGCCAUUUGCCGCCUACCCACCUGCGGUGCCUCCUCCCGUGCCUUUAUCCGAGCCUGCUGCCGAACCUGGAGCUGGUGGAUCACAGGAGACGAGGAGAGGAGGCUCGCUGGCUCGCCACUGAUAGCUAUGGGUCGUUUGGGUGCAGCAGCGUCCAGCCCGUGACUCAGGACUUUCCAGACUCUGCCGACCUCUUCCCCCUGCCUCCUGAGCACACUUACAGGCUGGACGAUGGGGACAAGGAUGAUCAUUCAGAUGCUUCUAUGGGGGCCAAGGACAAUAACGCAGCUGCCUCUAUUGGGAAUGAAGAGGAUAAUGCUGCUGAGCUGGAUGGGGCCGAGGAGGGGAAGGUGAUGAAGGACAGUGGUGGAGCAGAUACUAACGGGGACGUGGCAGAUGCAGAGAUACAUGGCAAUGCAGCAGCUGAUAACGGGGAUGAAGGCGGUGGGAUAGGUGAAGAGGGGACUAGAGAGGGGCACGUGGGGAGGGAAGGUGGGGGAGGGAUGGGGGGAGCAAGAGAUGGGGAUAGAGAGGGCAGGCGGGAGGACGAGGAGUUAAGUGGUGAGUGCGGUGGAGUGACUGGGGGUGGGGAGGAAGUGGACGCACGGAAGGAAAGGGGUGGUGGGAAGGAAGGGGAGCGGGGCGAUGGGGCAGCCGAGGUGCGGAUUGGAGAAGCGGAGGCAACAAGCGUGGAGUUGGGGAGAGGAGGUGAAGGGGGCAGUGGCCGACUGGUGGGACGCGAGGCAGAGAGGGGUGAGGCUGGAGGGGCAGGGGUUCGGGAGGGAGGGGAAGAAGAGGCGGAUGGGGAGGAGGAGGAUGGUCGGGGAGUGGAGGUGGAUAAGAGAGUAAAGGAGGGGGAGGAGGGGGGAGAGGGAAAGGAGACGGAGGAGGGAGGGGAGGGGAACGUAGUGGAAGGGGCAGAAGGGGGUGAGGAGAGGAAGGAGGCGGAAGAGGUGAGGGACAGUGAAAGAGAAGACGAGCAGCAGGAUGGAGACGCAGGGCGAGCUGAGUAUGCGCUUCCUGGGUCGAUGGCGAUGCCUGUGACACGCCUUAGUGAGGAAGGGGGCAGUCCUAUUAGUCAGGCAAUGGAGGAUGAGAGUGAACGAGGGCAGGCUAGCAGGGAUGCCGAGGGGAAGGGCAUUGGGCAAGAGGGGGGGAAUGAUGUGGAGGAUGGGCAGAGGGGAGGGGAUGAUGUGGAGGAAGGGCAGGGGGGAGGGGAUGAUGUGGAGAUGGGAGAAGCGGGUGUGAAGCCGACGUUUGAGGCGUGGCUGUCGGGGGAUGGGGCGGAGGAGGGCUCAUAUGAGACGCAACAGAGAAAGGAUGUGAUGCAUGCGGACGCAGAUGCUUCUGCUGUUGAUAUUGGGGAUGUGCCUGGAGCCCCCUCUGCUGAUGAUGUCCCCAUGGCACUGGAUGGUGAUACAGGUAAAGAAGGGCAGGAGGAGGGAGCGAAGGAGGCAGAGGGAGAAAAGAAGGUGCUGGGAGAAAUGGAGGUGGAGGGAGAAGAGGAGGUGAGGAGAGAGGAGGUGGGGAAUGAGACAGCAAAAGAGCAUGGGCAGGAGGAGGUGGAGGAGAAGAGGAGGGCGGAGAGGGUGGGGGGUAUAAGUUCAGUGUACGGCUCUUUCACUCGCUUUGCCAAGAGCCUCUUGUCUGGUGGCUCUAGCGCCAACGCCGGGGGUGGCGCUGGUGGUGGCGAGCGCGUGAGCGCUGGUGGUGUCGCUGCAGCUGCUGCUACUACGGCUACUGCUGAAUCUGUUGCUGCUGCUGACGAGGAGACGCAGGACGCGGAGGGGUUGGUGCCAGUGCAAGAGGAGGCGGAACUGCAGAGGGCACAGGAGGAGGACGUGCAGUGGAGAGAGAUGUAUGACACCCAGGAAACACGUGGAGGUGAAGGGCAGGAGCUGUCGUCUGUUGAGAAGAUGACUUCUGAGUUGACUCAAGAGGGAUUGGCACUCGGGGAAGAGGAGGCGGAACUGCUGAGGACACAGGAGGAAAAGGACGUGCAGUGGACAGACGCGUAUGACACCCAGGAAACGGCUGCAACGACAGAGCUUUUCAAGGAAGCGCCUGCAACAACAGGGCGUCAUGACGAAUCUCCUGCAGCAACAGAGCGCACUCAAGAAUCGCCUGCAGCGACCCAGGAGGAGAGAGAUGGAUUUGCAGCGCAGGAGGUGGAGGAGGGGGAGGAAGGGCAUGCGGAGCAUGCAGAGGAGGCGAACGAGGCUCGAACCAACCCCAAUGCCCCGAUUUCCCGCCCAGCCAAGGCUUCCCCCAUACUACCACCUUCGCUUUCACUUGAAUCGUCACUUCCUUUUUCGUGGUUGAGUUUGUUAAUUUUACUCUCCCCUUUAAAACUCAUUAACAUAAGGCCUAAUAUUCCUGUGCGGGAGAUCCAGUAUCGAGGAUGUCGCCUGGUCAAUAUUCGCUUCUGCCAUUUAUAA
Molecule: messenger RNA, 2742 nt
Organism: Closterium sp. Yama58-4
Lineage: Eukaryota; Viridiplantae; Streptophyta; Zygnematophyceae; Desmidiales; Closteriaceae
Source: the annotation of a GenBank genome assembly